CGUGUGUGUGUGUGUGUGUGUGUGUGUGUAAAGAGAGAGAGACAGAGAGAGAGAGAGAGUGGGAGAGCCGGUCGGGUCUCAACAUGGACUCAGGCAGUGAGUGUUGAGCUGCUGCUGAACUAAGGUGGAUGAAGAAGAAGAAGAAGACGAAGAAGAAGAAGAAGACGUGAUCGUGUGUCUCCGGGCUGAAGCUCCGACUCUGGAUUAUUAUUAUUAUGCCCAGCGCCAACGUGUCGGUGCGAAGUUUAUCCGAAGUGGAGAAACGCCUGAGCAGCCGGAUGGAUCGGAGCGCUGAGGGCAGUUUACUGAACCUCCCUGUAUCGAUGCGGCGGGGUUCUUCAGAGAACAAUCUGGAUCUGGACCUCAGUGAUACAAGUCCUGGUCCAGCUCUCGGUUUCGAGGUCCAGCGUAGUCGUUCUUGCUUAGACAACCUCCAGCAAAAGAUACUGAAAGUCACAGAACAGCUGAAGAUUGAGCAAACGGCAAGAGACGAGAAUGUAGCCGAGUAUUUGAAGCUGGUGAACAGUGCGGAGAAGCAGCAGUUGGGGCGCAUCAAGCAGGUGUUUGAGAAGAAGAACCAGAAAUCGGCUCAAAACAUCGCUCAGAUGCAAAAGAAGCUAGAACAGUAUCAUCGAAAGAUGAAGGACAGUGAAAUCCAUCACAGCCCAUCCACUCAUCCGUCCGCUGUCAAACACAGCACCAUCCCCAGGGAGUCGCCCAGAGAGCUCCUGAGGGAUAUGACGGGCAGUGGCCGCCACCCGACCAUGGACAAGAUCAAGACCAUCGGACCAGGAGUUUCUCUCUCUCCUCCUUUCUUCUUCAGCAAACCCAGAGAGUUCGCCAACCUCAUCAGGAACAAGUUUGGCAGCGCUGACAACAUCGCCCACCUAAAGACCAGUCUUGACGCUUCCUCUCCGUUACCCACCGACAGUGCAGGGAAGGGGCUGAGCAGCAGCACCUCUAUGGUCAGCAAGCCCAAGUACCCCAGUGAUGAUGAGUGCUCCUCGGGGAGUGCUUCUAUUUCAGCGGACAGUAACGGGCACCCAGCAACAGGAGGGGUGUCAGCGGGGCAGGCGCAUGGUCAGGGGCAGCCAGCAGGUGGCGAAAGUCAGAGCAGACUGGCCCUGAGCCUGGAGGAGGUAAGGGAGGUUAAAGAAGCUCAGAGCCAGUUGGAGGACGAUAUGGAUGAGCUGAAGACUCAGUUCAAAAGAGAGUAUGGCAUCCUCAGCCAAACACUGCAGGAAGAGAGAUACAGGUAUGAACAUUUGGAAGACCAACUGAACGACCUGACGGAGCUUCACCAAAAUGAAAUGGCGAAUUUGAAGCAGGAACUGGCCAGCAUUGAGGAGAGGGUGGCCUACCAGGCCCACGAGAGGGCCAGAGACAUACAGGAAGCCCUUGAGUCGUGUCAGACGCGAGUGUCCAAGCUGGAGCUCCAGCAGCAGCAGCAGCAGCAGACGGUCCAGCUCGAGAGCCACGACGCCCGGGUUCUGCUGGGGAAGAGCAUCAACAUCAUGCUGGCCAUCAUCACCGUCAUCCUGGUGUGCGUCUCCACCGUUGCUAAGUUUGCUGCCCCACUCAUGAGGAGCCGAUACCAUGUGGUCGCUACCUUCCUGGGGAUUUGUUUCUUGACCAUAUUCUGGAAGAAUUUAGAUCGUUUACAGUACGCCAUGGACAGGUUGCUGGUGCUCGGUUGAACAUACUGAAAUCAACAAUGACACCACUGUCAGUUAUUAGUCUAAGAGGAUUGGUUGUACAAUCAUCAUAGGACACGAUCGCCAUGCAUUUACAGUCGCUGUUUUUUUAAAAGUGAAAUUUUGGCGAUUUUCUUGUGUAAACUUGAAUGUGUGUACCUAAUAUUUCCAUUUAAUCUUAACAAUAAUAUUUAUAACAGUAUAUUUUGUUAGUUCCUCACUGAUUGAUGAAAAAAUGAUAAUCACAAGACACAAAAGGCCACUUCAAGGAUUAAGAGGGGUGAAGAGAAAUGCUUUUCACCAUAAUGCAGCAACAUGGGACUCACUCUUUACCACAUUUUAAAGGGAUAGAAUCCAUAGAUCAGGAAGAAAAUUGAAGAAAAUGGUUAUUCUUUUCAUUUUGCCUCAGCUUACCUUUAAUAUCACUGACAUUCUUGUAGUCAUGCACAUGAAAACACAAAGAAGAAAGCUAAGAAGAAACCCGUAACAUGAGAUUUGGAUGCUGGAAGACCUUGUUACUUUAGACCGUCCAUCCAGUUUCCAGUCUUCUUGCUAAGUUAAGCUAACAGGCCUCUGGUGUUAUAUCCAUACUUUACUAGAUUUUCUAAUCAGACUCAUUCACCCAAAGAGGUGAAUGAGUCUAUAUAUCUAAACUUUGAAUUAUUGUUUUUAAUGAGGAACGUACUGAGGGCUAUGUCACACAUACAUGUAAAGCAAAUCUGUGGGUCAAAGUUCACUGAAGUUGAACUCCACAUGAUCCCACCUUCGCUCAAACAAAUUGGAAGUGAACGGGAGAUGAAGGUUCGCACUGAUGCAUUUGAGUAUGGCACAGUGGAAAUUAGCAUCCUCUGUUCUACGUGUUUGUUUUCUUCAUUUCUUGUUGCAGGGGUGGGGAACCUUUUUCUAUCAAGGGCCCUUAACAUUUUUGAGGGCCAUACUUAACGAGUGACUCCAUGUCACAUAAGCCUGAUAUGGUUCGCGCUGAGAGCCGGCUGUGUCAGAUGGUUGUGGUGAUGAUGCAAUGCACAAUUUUACCUUUACAAUUUUAGCGGUAAGAAGGCAGAAUUGCAAUUUAAAUCAAAAUAAGUUGCUUUCUUGAGACAUUUUUUAUUUUAAGAAAUUGUCCCACAGUCCAGAUCAAAUUGUCUUGCAGCCUGGAGGCCGAAGGUUCCUCACCCCUGUCUUAUGAUUGCCUUGUUUGACUUUUGUGGUCAGUCAUCUCUUAAAGUGUCUCUGUGUACUGGGCAUCGUGUUUAAAGUGCAAUACAUUUGAUUUUGAAAAUGAUUCUUUUUAGGAGUGUGUAUGUCUAUGUAAAUGUUUUACAGUGACUGGCUGUUGGUGUUGUCUGGAGUGGGGGGAGGGGGCUGUCAAUGUUGGCAUGAGCGACCCAUAACCACUGAAGAAGCCAUUGCUGGUGUGUGAUGAGACCAACUGUCUCCUCUCUCUGGGGUCUGGACUCUGACUGCAUCACUGUGCUGGUAGCAUGGUGAUAUCAACACACGGCAGACUCACCAGUGCGUCACGCUUGCAUGUGCACAAACCCAAACAACACUCUCUCUCUGUACUUACAUGUCUUAUGGGUGUUUUACCCAGUCUCCACGUCUUUUGCUAAUAAUGUGAUUAAGAGGCGAUGGGCUAUACUGUGAUACAAGACAUUUUCUUUGAGGAAAAAUGCAAUUCUCUUUUUUUAAAGAGCCAACAAACAGCCUUCAGUGCUCUGGUGAUGACAGAGGAGCACAUUACAGUUUCUACGUGUUGAAUUAUGAGCCUAUUUUAUGAACUGACUAAUUUCAUGUUUGUCUUAUGAACAUUGCCUGUAAGGAUCUCACAUGAAGCCACAGACCACUUUUUAAUGUUUGUCCGCCACUUUAACAUAUUUGUGUUGAUGUUUGUUCUCGUCAGCGACUGUAUCAUGUUUAGUUUUUUUCUGUUUUAACGUAGUUGAGGAAAGUUUACCUGUAGAACUACAGAUCAGGUUUACAUUCUCUUCUCAUCUCUGGUGCAUGUGAUCAAUCAGUUGUAUCUUCAUGCAUCACGUGCCUUCGUCUGACAAUUUCUGUUAAAUUAAACAACCCUUUUUAAACAA
Molecule: messenger RNA, 3781 nt
Organism: Paralichthys olivaceus (Japanese flounder)
Lineage: Eukaryota; Metazoa; Chordata; Actinopteri; Pleuronectiformes; Paralichthyidae
Product: transmembrane and coiled-coil domain protein 3-like
Cellular component (GO): endomembrane system
Source: RefSeq, a predicted model, not a curated record